AUGGAGCCACCGUCUGCAUUGACUCAGGUCAACUUCAAGUGCAACUAAAUAAUUUGCACCCCUUUUCACUCAAGUCAUCGUGAUUCAUGAAAAGCGAAAAUUCUAUAACUUCCAGGAAGCUGAGGAGAAAGUUAGCAGGAAUUUCCACGAAGUUCAAAGUCCGCGGUCAAGCCAUCUGAACUCAUUGCAAUAGGACUAUUUGGAUUCCACUUUUCAAGUAAAGAAUUCAAGCGAGGAACACAUUUCAUCCCACGUCCCCACAUCACACAAAUAACGCCAUUGCAGAAUGGGUAUCCCAUAACUUAAACUAUUAUUGUCUCUGAACUUUGAUCCUUUGUUUUUUGUCUUUUUUUCGUCUAUAAAUACAAGCCACUCAUUUCGACCCUUCCACACUCAACCAUUUGUACAUCAUCAUCACCUCCAUCCCCAUUACUAGAUAACAGAAUAAAUGGAAACUCCGUCUUGGGCUUCUUACUUAGCAGCAUGGCUUGCCACAAUAGCCCUCGUCCUCCUCUCCCUCCGUCUCCGCCGUCGCCGUAAAUUAAACUUGCCGCCGGGUCCAAAGCCCUGGCCCAUAAUCGGCAACCUCAACCUCAUCGGCUCGCUUCCCCACCGAUCCAUCCAUGCCCUUUCCCAAAAAUACGGGCCCAUCAUGCAACUUCGGUUCGGGUCAUUCCCCGUUAUCGUGGGCUCUUCUGUUGAAAUGGCCAAGGCCAUUCUUAGAACUCAUGAUGUUGCCUUCGCUGGCCGGCCUAAAAUUGCUGCAGGCAAAUAUACUACUUACAAUUACUCUGACAUUACAUGGUCGCCGUACGGCCCGUAUUGGCGUCAAGCACGUAAAAUGUGCCUAACGGAACUUUUUAGUGCGAAACGCCUGGAGUCAUACGAGUAUAUCCGAAGAGAAGAAAUGAAUUUGUUGCUAAAAGGCUUGUGCAACUUAUCCGGUUCCCCGAUUUGUUUGAAAGAUCAUCUUUCGAGUUUGAGUCUUAACGUAAUCAGUAGGAUGGUGUUGGGGAAAAAAUACACGGAGGGGACUGGUGAAAAUGAGAUUGUCACCCCAAAGGAGUUCAAGGAGAUGCUUGACGAGUUGUUCCUGCUUAACGGGGUGCUGGAUAUAGGCGACUCGAUUCCCUGGCUCAGUUUCCUGGAUUUGCAAGGUUAUAUUAAGAGAAUGAAGGCCCUGAGCAAGAAGUUCGACAGAUUCUUGGAGCACGUUUUGGAUGAACAUAAUGCUAGGAGAAAAGGGGUCAAAGAUUAUGUUGCUAAGGAUAUGGUGGAUGUGCUUUUGCAGCUUGCUGAUGAUCCCCAUCUUGAUGUCAAGCUUGAAAGGCAUGGUGUUAAGGCAUUUAGUCAGGAUUUGAUAGCUGGUGGAACCGAGAGUUCAGCAGUGACCGUAGAAUGGGCAAUUUCGGAGCUUUUGAAAAAGCCAGAAAUUUUUGCAAAGGCCACGGAAGAACUAGACAGGGUAAUCGGCAGAGAUAGAUGGGUAGAAGAAAACGACAUUGCGAACCUACCCUACGUCAACUCAAUUGCUAAAGAGACUAUGCGUUUGCACCCUGUGGCACCCAUGCUGGUGCCUCGCCUUGCUCGAGAAGACUGCCAACUAGCUGGUUAUGACAUUCCUAAGGACACUAGAGUUCUUGUAAACGUAUGGACAAUCGGGAGAGACCCUACUCUUUGGGACAACCCCGAUGAAUUUUGCCCCGACAGAUUCAUUGGGAAGGCUAUCGAUGUCAAAGGUCAUGAUUUUGAGCUGUUGCCGUUUGGGGCUGGAAGGAGGAUGUGCCCUGGAUAUCCUCUCGGGAUUAAGGUCAUUCAAGCAAGUUUGGCUAAUCUUUUACAUGGGUUUACUUGGAAAUUGCCUGGAAACAUGGCAAAAGAAGAUCUCAAUAUGGAGGAAAUUUUCGGGCUUUCCACCCCUAAAAAAUUCCCACUUGAGGCUGUGGCACAGCCUAGGCUCCCACUUCACAUGUACUCUCAGUGAUUAUACAGUAUCUUGCUUUCAGUCUCUAUCCAAUAAUUAAGUGUGAGGGUCGAAGAAACAGUAGUGGUUCUUGGUGUUGGUAUCGUGAAAUCAGCCAGUACUUUCUGUUGUGAUAAUGGCAGAUAUGUUGUCCGGCUCUCAAUCCCUCCCAAUUCCCAAUUGCCAAAUUUUACUUUUUUCAUCAGAAAUCAAUGGCGUUUUCUUUUGGAUGUAUUGGUUCAAGCUUGGCAAAACCAUUUAAGCCCGAUGAAUUUUGAGGGUCGGCUCUGAAUUAAGAUUUCGUUUUCAAGGCUGGCUCCGAUGCGAUUCAAUAUUUUAGUGUUUAAAUGAACUUAGAGAUGUAUAACAUUAUCAAGAUUAUAGUACUUUGAUGAUAGGAAGAAUUGGAAUUUCUAAGAUGAGUGAGGAUUAUUUA
Molecule: messenger RNA, 2399 nt
Organism: Theobroma cacao (cacao)
Lineage: Eukaryota; Viridiplantae; Streptophyta; Magnoliopsida; Malvales; Malvaceae
Product: trimethyltridecatetraene synthase-like
Molecular function (GO): monooxygenase activity; oxidoreductase activity, acting on paired donors, with incorporation or reduction of molecular oxygen; iron ion binding
Source: RefSeq, a predicted model, not a curated record